AUGGAGGGCAUGGGUGACCUCGGCCGGAACUUGGAGUUCAUGAUGAUGAAGAUCGCCCAGCUGGAGACGGUCGUGGAACUCCAGCAGCUGCAGAUCAAAGACAUGAACGAGUGGAGGAAAGCACACAUGAGCCAGGAACACAACGAUCCUCAGCAGCCUCCUUCCACCCAGGAGGUGCAGUUGGCGGCAAAGACCAAAAUCCGUCAGGCGCAUGACACCUUGAAAGGCGCAGCUGGAGACGCGCACCUUCGCAACCAAAGCCCACGAGACGCAGCAACCGCAAAAGCGGCCGCAGCAACCGCGGGCAGUGCCGACAAACUCCACAGAGGCACAGAUGGUCCAAUUAAUGUUGAAUGA
Molecule: messenger RNA, 357 nt
Organism: Symbiodinium necroappetens
Lineage: Eukaryota; Dinophyceae; Suessiales; Symbiodiniaceae
Source: the annotation of a GenBank genome assembly